Molecule: messenger RNA, 3812 nt
Organism: Portunus trituberculatus (swimming crab)
Lineage: Eukaryota; Metazoa; Arthropoda; Malacostraca; Decapoda; Portunidae
Exons: 3
Coding region: 4-2883 (959 amino acids)
Biological process (GO): DNA integration
Molecular function (GO): nucleic acid binding
Source: RefSeq, a predicted model, not a curated record
GAAAUGUGGGCAAAGGGCCCAGAUGUUUUGAAUUCUCUCCUAGGAGUUCUGUUGAGAUUCAGAGAAGAGGAGGUGGCGUUCGCCGGGGAUUUGGCCAAAAUGUACAAUACCAUCCAUAUGUCCUUAUUUGAUCAGCAUUGCCAUCGCUUUUUGUGGCGAGACUUGAAGGUCCAUAACAAACCAGAUCAUUAUGUUUUAACUUGUGUCCCUUUCGGCGAUAAGCCUAGUGGUACCAUUGCCAUGCUUGCUUUAAGAUUAACUGCGGAAAUAAUUCAAGACCAGUACCCUGUUGCAGUCAAUGCCAUAGUGAAGAACAGCUAUGUGGAUGACAUACUAGGAAAUUGUGACAAUUAUGAGGGAGCAAACAAUUUACUGAGAGAGAUUGAAUUUGUUUUAGGCCAAGGAGGAUUUAAGGUGAAACAUUGGAUUCUGUCAGGUGCUCAUAACCCUAGCAAACUGGAUCUAGCAGAAACUCAAAAAGAAAAAGUCUUGGGUGUUGUGUGGGAACCCAACAGAGACGUGUUUGUGUUUAGUGUGAAAAUAAAUUUUUCUCCCAAACAUCGCAAGACACAUACGGGCCCAGAUCUUAAACCGGAUAACCUUACCGGUGAGACACCCCAGUAUUUGACCAAGAGAAUGCUUUUAAGUCAGAUUGCAACCCAAUUUGACCCCUUGGGACUUGUCUGCCCUGUAACUUUAAAGGCAAAAUUGAUGUUGAGGCAUCUUGUCUGUCCAGAGGGUGAUGAAGAUGCAAAAUACGGUUGGGAUGAUGCAGUGUUGCCACAGAUUAGAAGUGAAUGGCUGGAUUAUUUCCAGAUGAUGUUUGAGUUAGAAACUCUAUGGUUUCCCAGAUGUGUUAGGGAAGCUGACCACGUUGGUAACCCUACAUUGGUCAUAUUUUCAGACGGGUCUACUAUAGCAUAUGGAGCUUGUGCUUACGUUAGAUGGGAAUAUCGUACAGGAAUGUUUAGCUCUAGACUUUUGAUGGCUAAGUCUAAACUUGCCCCGCUCAAGCAGUUAUCAGUCCCUCGAAUUGAACUUUGUGGAGCCCUACUUGCAGCUCGGAUGAGAGAGACCAUCACAAAGGAACUUAACUAUAACUUUGAAUCUGUAAUACAUAUUGUUGACUCUGCUAUUGUCCGGGCUCAGAUUCAGAAGGAGAGUUUCGGGUUUGGUACUUUCACAGCUACGAAAAUUGCCGAGAUUCAAAGUAAAACUAAUCCCGAGGAAUGGUGGUGGAUACCUAGGAAAGACAAUCCGGCGGACAUGACCACCAAACCUGCUAAACCUGUUGAUCUUGCUGAAGGAUCCAUUUGGCAAAUGGGGCCCACCUUCCUGUCUCUCCCUAUCAGCAUGUGGCCUAUAAGGAAAGACCCUGUCUCGGAAUUACCUGAUAAAGUGGGCAUCUUCAUUUCUCACGCUGAUGCUGAUGUUACUACCACAGGUCUUUGCAAGUUGUUUGAUAUUUCUCGGUUCAAUAGCCAUGAGAAACUGAUAAGGAUUAACAGUCGUGUCAUAUGGGCGAUCAGAUCCCGAUCUCUUAGAGAAUCACUUUUAACUCCAACUGUAGAAGAUCUUGUGAUCGCUGAAAUGUUGUGGGUGAAGGAAGUUCAAUCUGAACUUGAUCCUGAUUGGGAAACUAAUUACCGUAGGUUAGGGCCUACCAGAAAUGAAGCUGGGGUGAUUGUUGUCGGUCAGCGUAUCCCUAAAUGGUUAAAGAAUAACUAUGAUCAGGACGGAUUUAUUUUGUUUUCUCCUGAUCAUGACUUUACUAAGUUGUAUGUGGAAUCUAUGCAUCGUCUGGACCAUGCUGGCAUUGAAGUAACUUUAGCCAAGAUUCAAUCCAAGUUUUGGGUACCAAAGGUCCGGAACAUGAUCAAAUCUGUGAGGUACAAAUGCAUCACCUGUCGCAAACUGAGGAAAGAAAUAGUUGGUCAACUUAUGGGACAGCUGCCAGAAGAACGCCUCAAACCAUCUCCUCCGUUUACCUACACUGCCCUAGAUUUGUACGGCCCCCUUUUAGUUAAAGAUAUGGUCAAGGGUCGCUCAAGAGGUAAAGCUUAUGGUGUAAUCUUCAACUGUUUGGCCACUCGUGCUGUUCAUCUGGAUCUAAUUGAAGGGUAUAGCACUAAGGAUUUCCUUGAUGGACUUAGAAGAUUCGUAUCUAUCCGAGGAUGUCCGCGUGAAAUUUAUUCAGAUGCUGGUACUCAACUGACUGCCGCCAGUAAAGGAUUGAUAGAUCUGUCCAGGUUAAGUUCUGAUGACAUACAAGAUUUUGCUUGCAAUAAAGGGGGAGAGGUUAAAUGGGUUUUCAAUGCAUCAGCAGACGCACCAUGGCAAAACGGUGCUAGUGAAAGUCUAAUCAAAUCCCUUAAGAGAAGUCUGACUGUGGCUAUCGGUGAUAAUGUAUUAACCUUCAGUAAAUUACAGACAACCCUUUUUGAGAUUUCAAAUAUACUAAAUGAAAGACCUAUAGGUAUAAAGCCAGGAUGUGAUCCAGAACUUGGAAAAUACCUUUGCCCUAACGACCUCCUCCUUGGACGUACCUCUAACAAAGCUCCAAAGGGUGUCUUUGAGCACUUUCCUAGUCAUGAAUCUCGAUUGCAGUUCCACCAGCGCAUUGUAGAUUCAUUUUUGAAAAAAUGGACUAGGGAUUUUUUUCCCACUCUUCUGAUUCGUCAAAAGUGGCACAUUGAGCGCCGUAAUUUACAGAUCGGUGAUAUUGUGUUGUUUCAGGACAGCAAUAUUGUACGGGGGACGUGGAAGUUUGCUGAGGUUGCAGUAGCAAAUGAAAGCAAAGAUGGUAAGGUACGAAAUGUUACUCUUAGGUAUAAACCCCAGAGAGGUGGUGUUAGGUAUAAGGGUGAAAAGAUAUACUUGUAAAGAGAUCUGCUCAUCGUAUCGUGGUAAUUUUGCCCAUUGAGGAACGUACUUGAGUUUAUACUGAAUGUUACCCUUUUUAUGCAUUACUGUGUAUCUCGCUGGUUUCAUUGUAUGUAUUCGUAUUUGUUUGUACAUUUUUUUUGUUUGUUUUGCAAUGUCAUAUGUAACAUAACUCCGGGUGGGAGUGUAUCAUUACGACCAAUGAUAAAUUCAAUUGCUGUUAUAUAUUUUAUUAAUUUUUGUCGAGUGGGUGGAUGUAUCGCUUCGCUGUCGUCUUUUGUUGUGGACGUGGCGGAGCGGAGGGGUGUAUGUUGCGCUUUGCCAUUGUCUUUUGUUGUGGAUGUGGCGGAGUGGAGGCAUGGUCAAGGGACAGGUGAACGGGCUGGCCAGUCCAGCAGAUUGGCGUGUGGGGAGUGGAAGGAUACUUGUGACGCUGGAGUGGACUGGAGGGCGUGUUGUGCAUCUGUGCCGCUACUAUCCGGGUUUGCUGGAAGCGGUAGAUGGUUGGAUACGUGAUGGGGUGUUUAUGCUGUGGGGACGCUGUGUAUAUUUACCUUGUUUGGGAUCUUCUCUCCGGGACAUCUGUGUCGUCAAUACUGUGAGUCAUUAUUACUGACAGGUACUGGUUGGUUCAUUAUUAUUGGUUGUUAUCAGUACAUACUUGUAUUAUUAUUUGUAAAUCCUGCUUUAUCCAGCUACCUGUGAUAGUAUUGUUGGUCUAUUAGCAGUCAUUAACUGCUACUUCCUCUGAUUCUUUAUAUUGAAUGUGAUGUGAAUUAAGUGAUAAUUGAAUGUGAUAUUCUAAGAUUACUUUGAGGUAACAUCCUACACAUGGAUUAUUAAGGUUGUGAGCAAGGCUUGUUUUGGGAAUUCGUGGUGAGUGUUACAUAUUGUUCACAUGUUGAAUCUUUGCCCAAUAAACGGACUGA